AUGGGUGUGAGAAAAAUAACUGUAAAAGGUGGAUUAGUUAUUGACUCCAUUACUGUUGAAUACGACAAGAAUGGGUCUGUGGUUCAGGGCCCUAAACAUGGGGGAGACGGAGGAUCUCUAACACUCGAGGUUUUGGUUUUAUGUGGUUUGGAGGUCAUGUUUAUGCACAGGAGUGUGACAAUUAAACUCGAUUAUCCUCGAGAGUACUUGACUUCAUUUUCUGGACACUCUGGAUGUUUUCGCGGGCGUAUUGUUGUUCGCUCCCUCUCAUUUCAGAGCAAUGAAAGAACUUUUGGGCCAUUCGGUAGAGAGACCGGGAAGUACUUUUCUUUUCCAUCAACCGGUAAAAAGAUCGCCGGGUUUCAUGGGAGGUCUGAAUGUUGGAUUGAUUCACUUGGAGCACAUUUUGAGCCUUGA
Syzygium oleosum is the source of this 417-nucleotide messenger RNA. RefSeq names its product jacalin-related lectin 3-like. The transcript is spliced from 3 exons. The record is from RefSeq and is a predicted model, not a curated record. The coding region runs from base 1 to 417 and encodes 138 amino acids. Gene Ontology annotation, molecular function: carbohydrate binding. NCBI's taxonomy places the organism in Eukaryota, Viridiplantae, Streptophyta, Magnoliopsida, Myrtales, Myrtaceae.